UGCGCAGUCCUGCCCCAGCUUCAGGAGUUGGAGCAGCUUGGCCCAAGCCCUGUGCCCUUAUCAAGUGAGCUGGUCCCAACUCCUGCUCAUGCCUGUUGUCAUGGAAAUGACCCUGCUUCUCCUCUUCUUUGGGGGUUUCUGGGCCCAAGAGGUGAACCCUCAGUCUCUGGAGGUGUCUACACCCAUAAACGCUCCUUUUUCUUCGGUCCCACCUACUACCCUUGAGGUCACAAACCUUAACUCAGUGUCCUCCGAUUAUACAACAACAAGGAUCCCUGAGAAAAAUGACAGCACCGGGCACCAGAUCAUCCCACCUUCCUCGACUCCGACUCCUAUAGUCAAUGAGGUGUCUUCUCCUGAGACUCCCAUUUCUGUCAGUGAUGGCCUCUCUAUAGCUGAGCCAACAAUCUCCCAUGAAGCUUCCACCGAGAAGUCAUCAAUGUCGCAGGAAAUCUCUAAUGUAACCAGUAACCCUACUCCACCAGCAAUGAGUACUCUGGGAUUUCACAUCAUGUCUGGCGGAACCAUGGCAACUAGCAAUCUGGAGACCUCCAGUGGGACCAGUGGACCACCUGUCUCCACAGCAACUAGCUCUGAGGAAAGCUCUACUGGGACCAGUGGACCCCCUGUCACCAUGGCUACUAGCUCUCUGAAGACCUCCAAUGGGACCAGUGAACCCCUUGUCACCAUGGCAACUAGCUCUCAGGAAAGCUCUACUGGGACCAGUGGACCCCUUGUCACCAUGGCAACUAGCUCUCAGGAAAGCUCCAAAGGGACCAGUGGACCCCUUGUCACCAUGGCAACUAGCUCUCAGGACAGCUCCAAUGGGACCAGUGGACUCCCUGUCACAGUGGCAACUAGCUCUCUGGAGACUUCCAAGGGGACCAGUGGCUCCCCCAUCUCUGGGGUAAAAAUAGCCAUCAUGACUACCCCAAAGACCUCCACAAACACAGGCAGUGGACUCUCCUCAAAUUCAGAUCAGAGGACAAAAAACACCCUGCUGGUGGCUGUGCUCAUGGCUCUUCUGGUGGGCAUUGUCCUCCUGGCACUACUCAUGCUGUGGCGCCAGCGGCAGAAGCGGAGGACAGGCGCCCUGACACUAAACGGAGGUGGAAAGCGCAAUGGGGUGGUAGACGCCUGGGCUGGGCCCGCCCAAGUGUCUGAUGAGGGGGCUGUGAUAACUACAGCAGGAGUGUCUGGUGGUGACAAGGACUCUGGGAUCCCAGAGGGGGAGGGUCCUGGCCAUCGGCCCACACUCACCACUUUCUUUGGUAGACGGAAGUCUCGCCAGGCCUCCGUGGCACUGGAGGAGCUAAAGGCUGUGCCAGCCGCCAGCCUAAUGGAGGAGGAAGAGCCACUGGUGGGCAGUGAGAAUGGGGAUGUGGAGGCCCCUGCUUCUGAUGGACUGGAAGCGGGAGAUGUGGAGGUCCCUUAGUGCUUGUGAAUGCAAGACUGGAGGUGGGAAUCAUUUCUAGCUUUCGUCACCUUCCCUCCUAUCAUCACUUCCAACCUCAUCAUCACCUCGCAUUUUCACCCAACGUCCUCACUCUGAAUCCUCAUCCAGCUUCUUAACCCUGGAACUUGCAGCUUCUGCAACCAACACCCACACCAGCACUGCCACCCAGCCCCCGAACCCAGCCCCAAGGCCAGGGCCUGCAGCCCCUGAAGGCUUGAAGACGGAAUGAAUAAAACUUCCUCAUCAACCCCUACUUCUCUCCAUCAGCCCUUUUCUCCACACUUUUUGUCCUUGAAACCAGAUGCCGAGUCUCCAGAAGGCCAAAUUUCCUUGACCUAUGAUUGCUCAGAGGAUUCUUCCAGAACAUCAGAACCUGGGAGGAAGGAAAUGACAAGCUAGCAAACUCCCAUCUAGGAUUACUCUGGAAAGCGCCUUGGCCCCAUAGAUUAGGACAGUCACUGGGUCAUGCCGUGGAACUCCUUUAGCUCUAGGCCCCAGUGCUCUGUGCAGGGCCAGCCUGGAGUGGUGUCACCUAGCUGUGCUCUCAAGUGUGCUUCUGACAGCACAUGGACUCUAGGCUGGCUUUUAUCCCAAGCCUCCAAACUCUCCCCCAACUAUGGACUGAGGCAGCCAAAGCCUUCAGCUAUUACUCCUCCAGAGGACAGAGGUGAGGACAGUUUCUGGGCAGGUGUAGUUCUCAGAGCCCCAGGACCCUUGUGGGUGUGUACCCAUGGAUGUGGUUUGUGUGCAAGAGGCAAGGAGUUGGUGGCUUGUGAUGGGUAGAGGUGAGUACA
This is a messenger RNA of Pteronotus mesoamericanus, 2250 nucleotides long. RefSeq names its product sialophorin (gene SPN). The record is from RefSeq and is a predicted model, not a curated record. Gene Ontology annotation, cellular component: external side of plasma membrane. Gene Ontology annotation, biological process: regulation of T cell migration; type II interferon production; cell surface receptor signaling pathway. NCBI's taxonomy places the organism in Eukaryota, Metazoa, Chordata, Mammalia, Chiroptera, Mormoopidae. Gene Ontology annotation, molecular function: heat shock protein binding; transmembrane signaling receptor activity. Bases 89 to 1435 code for a protein of 448 amino acids. The transcript is spliced from 2 exons.